CUUGUGCCUAUGGGUUGGCGUUGCUUCAUUCGUGUCAGCGACUCCUGACCUUGGAGAGGUUCUACUGACUACCAGUCUCUCAUAUAAGAACCAUACAAAGCAAAGUUGGUUCAGUCAGAAGAAUAGGGCUUGACGAUUCUUCAAUGAAAUAACGAUCAACAUGAUUGGAAAUUGUGCAAUAAGGCAGUUAAACUGCCGCACACCAAACAUGAACGAUACCUGAAAUGGUACUCAGGCCGAAAGAAGAAUGCGCAAAGCGAUAAAUGAGCUAAUACAAAAAAUUGAUUUACCUGACAUCGUCCAAUUUUUGAGCGGAAAACUUGUCUUAAGCGCUGCUUUGAUUUCAUGGAUCAAGUAUCGUCUAAAGUGAUACACGAUGUUAGUGGUCAGAAGAAACUUAUUAGCUUCAGUCCAAUCCAGGGCCGAAUCACAACUCAAACAGUCCGGGAUGAAGAAGAAUAUAUGGAGCACCUGGGAAAAAUAAUACAACGGGAUUUUUUCCCUAGCCUUACCGCGAACGAAGAAAAGGGAGCUGAUGAUGAAUCCAGUGAGCUUAAAGAUAGAGGUGCCCUUCGCACCGAUUCUCAUAACCCUGAAAAGAGUGAUCCAACUGCUAUGUCUUUGGAUAAAUACAUGGCUAAUAAUACCACGGAAGAUGAUGCAUCCUUCGCCGAACUAGUUGAAGAAAACGAAAAAAAGCAGAGAAUUAAACUGGCUCCUUUUUUCCCCUCUCUCCAGUGUUCUGCACCUGCACCUUUGGACGAUCCAAAAACCUUGGCUCUCCCUGGUGUUUCAAAUGCUGUUGUUGGACCUAGGAUCACAAUUACUGGGAACAAUGCUGUUCAUUUUAAUCCUGAUGGUGUAUCUCAAACCAGGGAGGAAUUGCUGGAAUUUUUGUCAAAGGAACGCAAAAUCGUAACAACUAAUACUCGCUUCAAGAGACCUUUUCCAGUAAAUCUGGAAAAAAAACGUACAAUGAAACAUUUACUUGCAGCAAAGCUGGGUCGUGUCGGUCUUAAUGGUUUAGAAAUGAACUCACCAUACGGAACUCCUCAGGCUUCUGGGUAUAAAUUUCUUGAUUCUUCCCCUUCACCAAUGACAAUGUUUCCUCACACACCUUUAAUGACUUGGGGUGAAUUGGAUUCGACACCGUUCCGACUAGAUGACAGCGAAACGACACCAUCAGUUGUAUCUGGUGGUCCAGCCUUUCGUAUUCCAUCUCCUUCUCAACGUGAACAGCUUGCCCACCAAUUAGCAGAUAAAGCAAGUCGUCAACGUGUGCGUGAUCGUUUGGAAGCAGUUAAAAGAAUGCAGUCAGCAGCAUCAAGUCCAUCACGGUCGCUACUCUCUCCUGCUGCUCUUCGUUUACUCGCUUCUAGCUCAUCGAUUAUAAAUAACGAACCAAACAGCCGACCUUCAACUGGCACUGCUCGUAUUGGUGGGCAGACAUGUUCUCCUCUUCCUAAAGUCAAUACUCCUCGGCGUGUUCCAUCUGAUUUGGGUGUUGUUAGACGUCCGAAUUCAGCACGUUCUACUCCUAAUUGCGAAUCGGUGAAACCGAACACUACUCAUAAGAAAAUUCCUCUAGAACGUGGUGAUAUCCAGGUUGAUAAACCGGAAUCUUCUUCAUCAAUUACAGAUAACUUACUGAAUUUAAAAUGUCAAAAUUUGUGAUUCUUUGUAUUUAUCAAAUCAGGAAAAUUUCAUGUAGAUAUGCCUCCAUUACUAUACUCAGACCCAUACUAUUUUGUACAGUAAAUGAGUACAGUUUUUCUCUCUGUGAUUUGCUUCUCAAUUAAAUUUCUUGUUAAUUGAGUCAUUUUUGUUAAGUUUUACACUGUUCAAUACUAAUUCAUACAGACAUUAAGUCAUGUAUUGAACGUGAAGUUAAUUUUUUGUAUUCCUUAAAUGAUGACUAAAGCACGAGUAGUAUCAAUAUCUAAGUAGUUUAUUAUACAUCAUUUGUUGUCAAAGCAAACGAUAUAUCAAAAUUAUCAUUACAAUAUCUUGCUUUUCGAGAAAAAGAAAUCAGUUUGUUCGUAAAGUCGGUUGAUAAACCGUCUUGAACUGGCUCGGUUUAAUCCGGAUUUUGAGAAUCUUAUCAGCUUACAUUUAGUUUUGUACCAGAAUAUCAUAAACUGCUGGCUUACACUUUUUGUGCGUAUGUAGCUUUGUUUCGAGCUCAGUAGUUAAGGGGGUGAGGUUCUGUGCACAUUUUGGAAACAAUAUUUUAAAUACUUAUUUCGUAAUAAUACCCUGGUACGGUUGAGAGUGAAGAGAAUAAGCUCUCCUUCUCUCUCUCCCCCUCCCCCAUGUGCAUACAACCGCCAUCAAGGAAGUCCUAUUCACAACCUUCUUGAGUCGGGGCUGUUGUUUACGAAACUGAGGGGACGAAAAGCGAACGUCUGGCGUUUUAACCGGGUUAAUGGGCACGGCGUAUCCACCAAGAGGAAUUGGGAAUCCCUGAUUCCAAACCAAUGGUUCAGAUGGGCUCUAGGAUCCUGAGUGAACAAAUGGCAUAUGAAUCUGUUGUUGGUCACCGGCUACAAUGGGACUGCAUCUUCUGACGUUGCUCCACUGCCUUGUGGAUCAGACCUUUAGGUCAAAGGCUCAGGGAGUGGUUUCCUAAAGAAACUACCUGCUUCGAUCUGGGCACCCGGCCAGUAUUCAAGCCCUCACAUAAAUGGAAUGAUGAAGUGUGACGCAUAUGUAUUCUGUGCCUCAAUCAUUCACAAACUGUUUAAUUUCUAACAAGGAUGUCUAUUGAUGCAAUUUGUCACACUUCACAAAAGGAUGCACAAUACGUCCUGACUAGCAAUGUUUAUGAGGAUUCAUAGCCUCAUCAAUCAUAAUUUAUACCUAAAAACACAUACAUACCUUCAAUAUUGGAUACUUUGUCGUUCCAUCAUAAGCGAUCAGUGCUUCGCUAAACGUCUCACUUAUAAGUACUGGUUUUUUUCAGGCUCUUUACAACUCAUUGAAGCCCGUCGGUCUACUCCGGGUGACCGUGAGUUUGACCAUAAACGAAGGAUGUUACAAAAGGAAAUUGGGCAAAGCUUGCGUAAAGACCGAGAGACCUGGUGGUCAGAGCGUGGUAAUGAGCUGGAAGCAGCAGCUGCAUCUGGUAAUUACCGGAAGCUCUUCCAACUCAUCCGAGCCACCGGCAGCAAGAAGUCUGGUGUGAGCGAAACAACCUGCGAGGAUGACGGAAUGCUAAUCAUUAACAUCCAUCGACGUCUCGGACGAUGGGCAGAAUUUUUCGAAGGGCAGUUCAACUGGCCUGCUGCUCCGGCGACAUCGGUCAGACUGUCCUGCCCUCCAUGGCCGGUGACGACUGAUCCACCAAGUGAGGCGGAAGUCCGCAAGGAACUCCAACUCUUGAAGCGCUACAAAUCACUGAGCCCAGAUGACUUACCUCCGGCUCUUUUUAAAGAUGGUGGUGACUUUCUGACUAAGGAAUUGACGACGUUGUUUACAAAGGUUUGGGAACUAGAGAGUGUACCAACGUCAUGGAAUGAGUUGAUAGUUGUCCCUAUCUUUAAAAAGGGUUCACGUCGUUCCUGUAACAACUAUCGGGGGAUAAGUCUACUUCCGAUUGCGUCCAAGCUAUUGGCUUCCGUGAUACUUCGUAGGUUGUUCGAAACCCGAGAAAGAUUGACUCGCGAGGAGCAGGCUGGGUUUCGUUCUGGUCGAGGAUGUAUUGAUCAUAUCUUCACCCUCCGCCAAAUGUUAGAACACCGCCAUACUUAUCACAGGCCAUUAAUCGUAGUGUUUCUUGACAUCAGGGCUGCCUUCGUUUCGUUGGACAGGAUUGUUCUGUGGGAUUGUCUAUUGAAGAAGCGUGUGCCUGAGAAGUUCAUUAACAUCCUAAAGGCCCUAUAUACAAACACUUCAGGUUAAGUGACGGCGGACAACCACCUUUCUCCAUUGUUCCAUUCGAGCAGUGGGGUUAGGCAAGGUUGCUCAAUUUCACCAUUCCUCUUCAACUUUGCCAUCGACGACAUUCUGGAAACAGCUCUGAUGGAUGUAAGUAAUGGUGGUGUGGAUCUGUUGCCUGGAGAAAGACUUCUCGACCUUGAGUAUGCGGAUGAUAUUGUCUUACUGUGCGAUAGUGCCCAAGCCAUGCAAUCCGCAAUUAAUCAGUUGGCGAAUUAGUGUCCGUACUUACUUACGCCUGUUACUCCCCGUGAAGGAACAUAGGCCGCUCACCAGCAUUAGCCAUCCAACCCUGUCCUUGGCAAUCCUUUCCAGCUCCUUCCACUUGUUAUUCAUCCUUUCCAUAUCUGCCUUUAUUUCCCGACGUAAUGUGUUCUUUAGCCUUCCUCUUCUCCGCCUUCCUUCAGGAUUCCAAGUUAGGUUUUGUCUCGUGAUGCAGUUUGACGAUUUGCGUAGUGUAUGUCCUAUCCAUUUCCAUCGUCUUUUCCUAAUUUCCUUUUCAGCUGGAUACUGGUUUGUUCUCUCCCAGAGAAGGCUGUUGCUGAUUGUAUCCUGCCAAUGGAUGUUGAGUAUCUUGCGUAGACAGCACCUUCUUGAUGAUGGUUGUUGUAGUUCUCCAAGUUUCAGCUCCAUACAGUAGAACUGCCUCGACGUUCGUAUUGAAGAUUCUCACUUUGAUAUUGGUUGAAAGUUGUUUUGAGUUCCAUAUGUUCUUCAAUUGCAGGAAUGCGACCCUUGCUUUGCCAAUCCUCGCCUUUACGUCUGCAUCUGAACCUCCUUGUUCAUCGAUUAUGCUUCCCAGGUGUGUGAGGGAUUCCACAUCUUCCAGAGUUUCGCCAUCAAGAGUGAUUGGAUUGCUGUUUUCCGUGUUGAAUUUGAGGACCUUGGUUUUCCCCUGAAGCUAUAUCAGCUCCUCUCCUGGUUCUCACAUCUUCCAUUGUCCUUCGGAAUUUUUUAUUGAUGCAGAUAUGAUCUAUCUGGUUCUCUGUAGUGUGGUCCGGUGAGAUCCAUGUAGCCUUGUGUAUACGUUUGUGUGGAAAUAUUGUGCCUCCUAUGACUAAUUUGUUGAAUGCACACAGAUUUGCAAACCUUUCUCCAUUUUCGUUUCUCUCUCCCAGUCCAUGUCGUCCCAUGAUAUCUUCAUAUCCGGUGUUGUCCGUUCCGACUUUGGCAUUUAGAUCUCUCAUCAGAAUGGUGAGGUCCUUUCUUGGGCACUUCUCUAUGAUUGACUGCAGCCGCUCGUAGAAUUGAUCUUUAAUGUCGUCGUUGCUAUCAUUGGUGAGUAUGAGCAUUAGAGCAACUCCUUGAGUGUGCGGAGCAUUUUCCUCUUCGUGACCGGAGUAUAGUAGCAUCUCUCCCGUAUUUAGCCUUUGUUAUCCAGCUUGGGUCCAAUGGGUUUCGCUGAUUCCCAGUACUGCCAAGUUGUAUCUCCUCAUUUCCGUUGCUAUUUGACUGGUCUUCCCGGUCUCCCACAUUUUUCGGACGUUCCAUGUACCUAUAAAAAUUUUUGCCCUGGUUGUUAGAAGGUGCAUCGGCCUCGUGGCUUCCGAAGGAACUCGGCUUUCACCAUGAAGCGUUAUAAUUCUUCUGAAUGAAGACCUAACUUUCAGGGCAGAGUUUAAAUGGUUUGAAUAGUUUUUUCUGGUAAGCGUUUUUUAGCGAGUUAGUUUUCUACGGGAUGGGGACGCUAACCCCAUGCCCAACCCUCCUCCUUUACCCGGGCUUGGGACCGGCAGUAACUCUAGAAGAGCUACAGGCAGAGUUGAAUUAGUGUCCGUAGGUACGGUAUAUGUUUCGCACCUUCAAAGUGCAAAGUACUUCUACAAGACUGGCAGGAUUCUAGUCCUGUACUCACCCUGGAUGGUGAGCAGAUAGAAGAAGUCGAGAAUUUCGUGUAUCUAGGUAGCUGUAUAAGUGCUGGUGGUGGCGUGAUUGGUGAGAUCAAUGCACGUAUAAUGGAAUCCAGAGCGGCUUAUGCCAAUCUGGACCAUCUUUGGCGCCUUCGUGAUGUCAGUCUGGCUGUAAAAGGUCGGAUCUACAACGCGUCGGUGAGAGCAGUUUUGCUCUAUGCUUGUAAAACCUGGCCUCUCUGAGUUCAGGAUGUUAGAUGACUCUCUGUGUUUGAUCAUCGGUGUCUCUGAAGGAUUGCUGACAUCCAGUGGUAACACCAUGUUAGUAAUGCAGAGGUUCGGCAUCGUGUGUUCGGGCACAGAGACGAUAAUGCAAUUGGUGUCACCAUCCUGAAACAUCGACUUCGGUGGCUUUGACAUGUCCUACGAAUGUCGUCUCAGAGAAUUCCACAUCUUGCAUUAUUUGCCGACGCUGAGACUGGUUUGAAGAAGCGGAGAGGUGGUCAGUGUAUGACAUGGUGUCGUGGUAUGAAAGAAAGCUGCAAAGGGCUUGCUUUUGUUGAUCGUUCACGACUACUUGGCUGAGGUCCGAGAGAUAAUGUAACACAGUGGCUAGAGACAUCAGAUAUGGCUCGGAAUAGAAGCCAGUAGCGAUCCUGCUGUAACCUUCUUUUACUUUCUUCCUAAACAGUGGCUGUAUCUUCCUUAACUGAAAGACUUCUUAUGAUUGUACCUUUCCGUUUCCCUCAUUAUUAUUAUUAUUAUUAUUAUUAUUAUUAUUGGUUCGAUUUGGGCACCCGGGCAGUAUCACAGCCCUCACACAUAUCGAAUGAGAUUUGUGUGGCGCAUAUGUAUUUGGUGCCUCCUUGUACCAAUAUCUUUGUGUUAAAAUAAAUAAAUACCUUACACUAAUCUGUGGUCGUUAUUGUCCUUUUUUUCUUUUGCGCACCUUACCUUCUUUUUUCUCUUCCCAUUGUCAUUGUUUUGUUUGGCACAUGUAUAUUUGGUGCCCCCUUGUGCUAAUAUUUAUGUGUUCAAAUAAAUAAAUAAAUAAAGCAGUCAGUAGUUUUAAGGUAACUAAAUUCAAAUAUCUGGAAUCUACUCAUUGUCUUCCAUCUUCAUAGUGAUUAAGAGACUGGAUUUUGGAACUUGAUGCUAAACACCAAAUUUUCUGAAGUAUUGCUAAGUUAGUGGGCUUAGUUAAAACUUUGGAUAAGAAAAGAAAUGAAAAUCGAAAUAAAUUAAGAAGUUUAAUUUUCCAUUGUUUGUAUUUCAUGUUUGACAUGUUUUAUUGAUUUUCACACUGACUUUUUUGAUACCAGUAGUGAAUACUUUGUCAAUAAGUCAGUUUUAGUGUUUCUCAUUAGUUGUAUAUUACUUUUGAAUUCUGAUAAUAUCCAUCGUUUUUGGAGAAUUCCCCAUCUCAUUAGUUAAUGUUAUAUGGAAACACAAUGUAUUAGUCUCUUGUAUUAGGUCUUUUUCCCUAAAUAAAAUAACAUUAGUCAUAUAGCGUGAUAUUUUUACUGUUUAUGAAAUAUGUAGUAUGACUUUGAUUUACACUUUUUACAGGUGAAGUUACAACACUGUUUCCUUGGUUUCCCUUACAGCCAAUCAUUUUGUUUACUCACUCGAAAAAAAUUUCCGGUCACAUUGUCUUUAUCUAGUGCAGUGAUGCGUAUGAAAAUUCUACUUGAAGUCGACCAUUGUUGACUGGUACAGCUCAUGUUUAUAAGUUUUCAAUGCCAGAACAUGUGUUUACAUUAAGAAGACUCAAAAGGGUAUAAACGAGAAACUGGUUGUGUUGAUAUUGUGUUUUCUGAGUUGGGUGGUUCAGUUGUGGAGCUUUCACUGUUCUUUUGGGUACGUACCUCAGUGAGAAGUGAGCUGUAAGAAUUUCUUCAUAAUUGACUAUUGGCUUCUGUUCAUCUGGAAGUUAGUCUAUUGUUGUCCGUUACUUCGUGAUUGUUGUUCUCAUGUUUGUUUUGAUUGUCUCCUCCCUUACCUUGCAGUUGUUAAUUCUUUAUCCUACUGGCUGAUAGAUCCGGUCGAUUUCAAUUUCUACUGAUUCAAGCUUCUAAAAAUUCUCAACAUUUCUUUGUUUAAUAUUUCAACUUUUCCCCGGUCUAAUUCAUAUCCAUAGUUGUUCAAUACAUGGAUAUCAGAUAAACUAAUGUAAUGGUGUUAAGUAGUGUUCAUACAAACGGUAAGGGUGGGCAUUUUGUCCUGCGUGGUGUCAUUGUGUCUAACAGGUUAGAUCAACCGACUUUCUACACUGAUUGAUCGUUGGGUAGUAACUAGUUUCUUGUUUGUCUAGUCCUUGGUCAUUGGAUUUUAUCUACUUUAUUGUUGUGUCGUUUAGUCUGAAUAACUCAAUAAGUUUUGGUUUUAUGUAGUUGGAAUUAAUUAGCAGGAGAUUCGGUCUGGGUUUUGUAUUAGUUGGUACUCGUCAUUAAGAUAUAUCGAUACUCUUUAAGGAAUUGAUACGCCUCGUAGGUGACUCGGAUGGGAAUCUCAGGCUUUUCCUUCAAUCAAUUCUAGCCAUUUAACGUCAUAACUGAUUUUGCAUAUACGAAUAACAAACAAUCUGACUGGCUUAAUUUAUAAGUUAGACUACUAAAUAAAAUAGGCUAUAGACUUAUAUUAGUACACAUUACUAAUUUUUUUUCUAGUCACACUACAUAUAAAUAUAAUUUUCAGUUUGAUGAACACUUUGCUUGACUUAAUUAAAUUAGCACAAACAGUCAGAACAAAUAUACUGCUUAUUACUUGGAACUUUUUUCUAGUGAAGUGUGGCAUCCUUAAAGUGCAUCGAAAUGUUAAAAUUGUUAACAAAGUUUGUAAUUAUCAUUAUAAAUUUCAUUAUGUGUUUAGCAGGGGGAUUUCUAUAGUGGCUUUCCUCCUAUCAUUUUGCAAUACUUAAAUUAUGGGUUGCGUAUGUAUAUAUGUGCGCAGAAAAGGAUUCACAAUUAUGAGGGGUUAGAAUUUCUUCAGACUAAAGGUGCAAAUCAAUAAUUCUACUGCUUUGGUAUCAUUCUUGAUGAUUUUGUCUUGUCGGACUGAUCUACAUAUAUUCUGGGUACUAUCUUAUCUAUGACUGACUGGACACAUUGUGAGUUAUCGACUGAUCAAUGACAAGUGCUACUGACUUUAAUUUACUCGAAUCUGAUUAUUAGCCGAUAUAAACAGAUCCUAUAAAAAUCAAUUUAUUCAGAUGUGGUUUUGAUGUACUUUUGGUGUCAAAUAAAUCCUCAGAUAUCAAUGCUUUCGUUCUUUGUGUUGAGUUACAUAAGUUUUAUAGACCUAUCAUCAACACAUUCAAAUAGUUACGUCUCAGCCUCAACAGAUCUAUUCACGGAAUUCCCAACUUUAUUUAUGUGAGAUUAUUUCGGCGGUCAUUUACUGGUCUCGACUUAUCAUAUUUUAUUUAUUGAGUUGACAUACGAAUGCAUACUUCCGUCCCCUCACCUGACAAAAACUAGUUUGUGUGAUUUUACAAUUGAUUGGAUAUACAUAUAUGUAAUGAACGGGAACCCAGGUAGUGAAAAACAAGUGUAUUUUAAUACAAAAUUACGGAGUCCUUUCAUCAAAUGUGAGAACCAUAUGUUCAAUGCCUCAUUUGCAAAAUCUCCUUCAAUUGUCUCAAACGUGAUCGUUUCUUCAUUGCUAAAAAUAAUACCCUCUAUUCCCGUUCUCGUCGAUUCGAUCAUCCCAACCUUCUGCUGCCAGGCAUUCCACUUCUGACGUGUUAUAUACUACUUAUGUCCACAUAAGUAGCAUACACCAUAUAUAUAUAUAUAUAUAUAUAUAUAUAUAUAUAUAUAUAUAUAUAUAUAUAUAUAUAUAUAUAUAUAUAUAUAUAUAUAUCAAAAUAAAAAUAACAUACUUUUUUGGAAAAGAUUCCUACGAGUUAAUGUUGUUAUAAACUAUUUUAAUAUUUAUAUACCACAAUUGAGCCAGCGAGAACCUAUUAAUGGGUAGUAGAAGAGAAAGUUUUCAUUAAUCGCAAUUAGAAAAUUAGAUGGAAAAGACAGUUUAAUUUAUACAACCAUUUAUUUAUCUAGGGAGAGGAUAUUUUAGAUAUGAAGAGAACUGGGCAAGUAAAUUACCGCUUACUACGUUAUAUGGGCAAAACGUUGAUAUCUUGAAAAUCUUCAUAAAUGAAGCAAAUAAUUAGUAUGAAUCAGAAACAAAACUAAAUGUUAAAUUCCAUCAAAUGGUAACUGAUUAAUAUUUUUCUCUCGAGGAUAUUGGUUUGCUUUUACUAUAGAUUACGUCAAUGAUUGAUUUCAACUUGGAUAUUAUUCGUCCUAGUAUAAGUGUAACAUAUUAGCUAUAACAGUUAAUAGUGUUCGCACAAUGUGGUGGGUUGGGACUAUAUAAAAUCGGAUUUAGAAUCAGUGGUAAGAAAGUAAUACACUUACUACGAUAUUUGAAGCUCCAUCGUUUUGAUUUCUGACUGGAUUCUGGCUACCUAAUCCUAAAGAGUCCCAGGCUAUGACAUAAUAGGUAUCCAAUGCCUGCUGGUUUCAGUGGCUCAACGACUGAUUCUAGUCUGUGUAAUUGAUUAUUAACACUCCCACCUUUCUUAGUAUGGGCUAUUUGCGAAGGAAAUAUUAACUUUCUUUUUGUAAUGACUGGAAAAACUGCUACUUCUUAUAAAUGAACAAGAACUAAUUUGGCUUGAUGUAAACAACAAGGCGAGACAGCAGGUUAAGAGUUUAUGCACUAAACACAUCCACCACUGAAACAACAUCUAUAUCAAAGUUGCACUGAAUAAUAUAUAAUUUCACCAUCUACAUAUCGACUAUCUAAUUUAGAACACUAUGGCAGGUGAAUAAUAAAAAAAUGUUCAAAAUCCAUGUACCGUAUAGUGAUUUUAUUCAGAUAUUCUCAGUGAAUUUAACCGAUUACAAUCAAAUAACCAGUUAUCAGCAUGUCAUUGAUAUUUUCCAAUCCUGUCUUCAUUUCAGCGUGACUACCGAGUGUAUAUUUCGUUAGUUAGUUGAAGGUGGUCACUUACGAAGCCUACAAUGAACUAUAUAAAUUCGACUGAUCAAACUGAAAAGAAAAUUUUUAACUUCAACUGGUUGAAUAAAACUGACUACUGCUUAUGCGAGAUAUAAACUACAAUCACCUAUCGAGAGAGUAUAACAUUCUAGGAAAUAGAACUCUGAUUAAAUGCGUACUUGGGCAGUCAAUAAUUGCUUAACACGAAUUUUAAUUACAAUACACUUCAGUGAUGUCUGAUGAUUUCAAGAGUACUUCAAGCACCUAAUGAAAACAAUUAGAUAGAUUCCUCUUCAGUUGUAGUAUACCUUUUUCUUACUUUCAAAGAUCUCCACUGUGCAUACAUGAAUGCAUUUGUAAACUGUUGUCGACACAAGUUGAAAGUGCACGUAAAUAUACAUUAUGAUGAUGAAUCUUAUUGAUAAACUGCUCAAUCAAUGUUUUUUUUAGAGAUUGAUUUUUGUGAUAAAUAAGUGAUUUAGCCACAGUAUUUGUAAAAAUUAUUAGGUAGAUAUUAAAGCUGAUAUAAACUCACUCCUAAUACAACUUAGAUCCAAUAGUUGAUAUGAAUUCUGAAUAAAUCUUUUUUCUGCUUAAUCAGUAUGAAAUUCUGAGCUAUUCUGUCGUAACUUAGUUGUUGCUAAGGGACAUGAAGUUCUUUGUUUCCAUUCCAUAAAGAGUUGGAUGCGUACGUUACUAUGGGAUUCACAACUCAGGAAAGACAGUUGUUUCGAGUUAUCAGGUUUUUAAUGACUUUUUAACCCCUUCCGAAAACUUGAUUCUCACCAAGCAAAUCUCCAUAAGUGAUUUAUUUUGAUAUUUUUUUGUACAAUACGCUUUUACAAGCUUUUUAUAGUAAAAUGGUAUCGUUUACAAAAUUUCUGUCGUCACAGCUUCAAUAUAUGCAAUAACUGACGAAUAUUGGUACUUCCAGACUAAGCAAUAUUGUCACUGAGUAUUUUGUGGAUUGUUUUAUGAAAGGAUAAUUUAAUUUAUAAAUGUCUAAGUCAGUAUUUGAUUUGACUCAAAAUCAAUGUUCAAAAUUCAUUUGUUUCUGACUCUCAGUAACCGUACAUGGCUAUCAUAUAAUGUGCACCUAUGGCUUGAAAUAUUCAAGUACGUGUGGUACGGUUCUGAAUAAUUCGAGUUUCGAUUUCUAUGGGAACAUCAGUUCAUUUAAAAUUGAAGGUAAUUUUCGACUAUGAACUUGAAAAUAUGAUAUUAGUUAUUAAUCAGUUUGAACAAUCAGCCACUAUGCCAGUGGAGUAUUGACAAUCGUACUAAAUACAACCAUACCUGUUGAGUAUAUAUUACUUUAGGUUAAAAUUAAGUCACAAUUUUCAUAUACUUGUAAGCAAUCUUGAUUUAUUUAUUGUCAUUAUUA
Schistosoma haematobium is the source of this 12177-nucleotide messenger RNA. RefSeq names its product DiGeorge syndrome critical region protein 14 (gene DGCR14). Gene Ontology annotation, cellular component: catalytic step 2 spliceosome. The transcript has 7 exons. Bases 346 to 1674 code for a protein of 442 amino acids. NCBI's taxonomy places the organism in Eukaryota, Metazoa, Platyhelminthes, Trematoda, Strigeidida, Schistosomatidae. The record is from RefSeq and is a predicted model, not a curated record.